UGAAAAUAAUAUAUUUUAUAUUUAAAACUAUACUGAGUAUAUAUAUAAAUAUGAAUACAGAUACAACUAUAUAUAAAAAUCAGCUCAUUUUCCUUGGGUUUAUCAUAAAAGUUCACUUUAUUGAGGACCUACUGUGAAACGCAGCCUAUACUGUUAGUUACGUACAUAUAUACAUAUAUGUAUAUAUUUAUAUGUACAUUUAUUUAUGCAAAAUCCAACUUUAUAACGGAAACUGGGAUAGAAAUUCGCAUCGCCAGCGAGAACAUUUAAGCCGACGCAGCAAAAACAGUCGAAUAAGAGAUUCCGUGACAGGCAGAUUGCAGCGCCAGCGGGAUUUGCAUAAUUGUUAGACAUAAUUAAAACUUGUUUCAAAAACAAUAACAGUGAUUUUUACUUUGAAAUAAAAAUGGCGAAUACAACUACAAAAGUGUCUUUUAUCUAUGUGUUAAUGGUACUCAUGCUUGUCACAAGGGCUAGUGCAGAUACACAAUCGAAGCCGAAACAGUGCAACGAAGAAUGUCCCACGACACGCGAUCUUGUUUGUGGUUAUGACAGUACUUGUUAUGCUAGAUUUGACAACAAAUGUCUAUACGACCGAUUAAAAUGUACCACGAAGCACAAUCUCGAAACGGUAGAUAUGUCUCUGUGUGAUUUAGCCGAACGAAAAACUCAUCCAGCAUAUAGGCUUUGCUAAGGACUACGGUCUCGCCUACUCUAAUAUAUAUUUUAAUAAAUUAUUUGCAAUGUCAUCACAAUCUAAAUGUUAAACAAAUGUAUUCAAAUUAUCACUACACAUAGACUUAAGCGGAUUUCUUGUAGGCAAUAAUUAUAAACUAAACAACAAAUAACCAAUCAAACUUGACUCUAAACAAUGUUCUCAUAUUUAAAAUAGAAUAAAGAAAUGCCAAAGCUUUUAUUACGAGUAUCCUAUUAGCAAA
Molecule: messenger RNA, 938 nt
Organism: Bactrocera oleae (olive fruit fly)
Lineage: Eukaryota; Metazoa; Arthropoda; Insecta; Diptera; Tephritidae
Molecular function (GO): protein binding
Source: RefSeq, a predicted model, not a curated record